Bombus pascuorum is the source of this 3309-nucleotide messenger RNA. Its product is annotated as hexosaminidase D-like. Gene Ontology annotation, biological process: carbohydrate metabolic process. The coding region runs from base 373 to 2124 and encodes 583 amino acids. NCBI's taxonomy places the organism in Eukaryota, Metazoa, Arthropoda, Insecta, Hymenoptera, Apidae. Gene Ontology annotation, molecular function: hexosaminidase activity. The transcript has a single exon. The record is from RefSeq and is a predicted model, not a curated record.
AUUUAUCAUAGUGUUUAUCAUCGUAUACAGUUGCCUAGCCUGCUCCUUGAUAGCGUUUAUCACUAUAUAGCAGUAACAAAGAUUUAUUAUUUCUAUCCUUCUGUCAUUAAUCUGUGAUAAGGAAAAGAACUAGUGUCAUUUCUUUGCAAAUGCAAUUAAUUAGAUAAUAUUAUAUUAUUUUCUGAUGACAAAUCCAUAUUAUGUAAGUCCAAUUUGAAUGAGCUUAAAAACAACAUAACGUUGCUUUACAAGUACAAGUGCCGACAUUCAUUGAAAAGAACAAUCAAAUCGUGUUGUAAAUAAUAAUAACUUUGAUUAAACAGAAGUAAUAACAAAGUGACUCGAUCUUGAUGUUCUGCUGGACUGACAAUCAUGACACGACUAGGAGGCAGAGCCUCUUUAAUGAUCACCGUAAUGAUCAGUUUUACUCUGUUGAUUGUUAUUUAUCAUAUUCUCGAUAAUGAGGUCAAGGACAUCACAACCAAUAAAUUAAAUCCACAGUUUAAGAUCGAAGAGGUUUAUCCAUUGAGCGACCUGACCGAGAAUCCUCUUAGCAUUGCCAGAAAAAAACAAAUAGAGGCUCAAAUAAUGGGAAAAUUGAAAAGCGGAGGAGGAAGGCUAUUCAACGAUAUUAAUUAUGAAAGAUUGCACGCAGAAACAGUUCCCUUGUUUAAGGGACAUAAAAUCGUGCAUUUAGAUUUAAAAGGAGCUCCUCCGAAGGCAAGUUAUUACAUGUACCUGCUAAAUUUGCUCAAAAAUUUAGGUGCCACUGGUAUACUUAUAGAAUACGAAGAUAUGUUUCCUUUUGAAGGAGCGAUACAAAAUAUCAGUGCAGGAAAUUGCUAUACUAGGAACGACAUUGCAAAAAUUCAAAAGAUAGCCAGUAAGAAUAAGCUUAUAGUCAUACCGUUGAUUCAAACUUUUGGUCAUAUGGAAUUUGUUCUCAAGUUAGAUCAAUAUAAAGACUAUAGAGAAGUUUCAAGGUACCCGCAAGUUUUAUGCCCUACUUACAACAAAACUCUACCAUUGAUAUAUGAAAUGAUAGACCAAAUAGUAGAAGCACAUCCUGAUAUAAAGCAUUUGCAUAUUGGAGCCGACGAAGUUUAUCAGAUAGGAGAAUGUUCUAGAUGCUUAGAUACAAUGGUUAAAAGACAGUGGGGCAAGAAACAAUUAUUUUUGGAUCAUGUUUCAAAAGUGGCAAAAUAUAUAAAAAAUAAAUAUCCAGAUCUUGUUGUUCUUAUGUGGGAUGACGAAUUUAGAGAAAUAUCAUCCGAUGAAAUAAUAGACAGAGGUUUGCAUUUAAUGGUAGAACCUGUUGUUUGGAAAUAUACCACCGAUCCUGGAGCAUCAUUGACAGAUCAAUUGUGGAAAAACUAUGCAUCGGUUUGGAAAGAUAUUUGGAUCGCUACAGCUUUUAAAGGUGCUACUGCUCCAGAUAGAUAUUACACCGAUAUUGGUUAUCAUAUGGAAAAUCAUCAGCGUUGGUUGGAGAUUAUCAAUAAAUAUUCUACUGAAAUUAGAUUUAAGGGUGCGAUUUUAACAGGGUGGCAAAGAUACGAUCACUUUAGCGUACUGUGCGAACUUCUGCCAUCUGCUAUACCCUCGCUUGCUGUAAAUUUAGCCAUCCUGCAAGCUCCAGAUUUAUGUAGAUUCCCGAUAGAAGUACCUAGUUCGGUAUUACAAGCGCUAGAGUGCGAGGGCAUCAUUUCUCUAAGUAUUCCAGAACCUCAAUAUGGUUGGACCAGAUGUAGUUAUCACGGUGUAUCUAUUUAUGCUGCUAUAUUGCGGCUGUAUUCUUUGACUCAAGCAGUUAGUAAAAUGGAAGAGGAUAACACAUUUAAGGGAUGGUUGAAACCGUACAAUUUAAAAUAUUCUUUUUCAAAUCCUAGUCACGUAGAAAGAGCGGUUGCAGAACUGGAUAAAUACAAGACGGACAUAAAGUACAUUGAAAAAGAAAUAAGAACAGCUAUGGAAAACAUAUAUGACAAUUAUACUAUACAAGAAUGGAUAGAAACAUAUAUCGCUCCUUUGAACGAGAAAUUCACUCAACUGUGGGAGGCUAAAGAAAAGAUUUUAGAAAAGAACGUAUGGCCAAGAAGACCACUAACGAAACCUAUCUUAUAGUUUAAUGAAUGAAUAGUUUCCAUAACGUGUAAUAUGAGACUGAAGAUCGCACUAGAGUAAAAAAAGAAGCGAUGUAUUAAUCGAGACACUUAGAAUCUUUGUUUUAUAAAGAGACGAGUAAUCGAUGGUAUAUAAAGUUUACCAAAACUAUAAUUUUGCACGUUAUAUGUCUGAAUUAUAUAAAAUAUGCUCUAUAUCUCAAUUCAAGCGGGUGAUCAAGUUCUAUCGAUUGCACCGUCCGUAAAUUAGUUUUCCUUUUUUUCUUUUUUGAAUCGUCUAACAAACAUUCGAUCGAACGCUUGAUCAAUGAAAACUGAUCUUAAUUCGUGCACUCGAAGAGUGAACUAAUUAGAGUUUUUCAACUAACACUUACAACACUUAACAGAAUAUGGAUUUAAAAUUUGAAUUUGUAAUAUCGUAUAUAGUUUCGAUGAAGCGUUAAUUUAAAAAUUGAUCCUAAAAUUGAUUAAUUAUUCUAUCCUCUGAAUUGCUACGUCACUAAUUCCUAAUGAAAAGGGCUCCACUAACUUAGUUGCUAUUUAUUAACAUGUUUUACCGUUUAAUACUUCCAACGUGCAUCUAACAUUUAUGUUAUUCAAAGCUAAUUGUUCCAAGAAUACGCACAUACCGCGAUCUUGCUCAUUCUUGUUUGUUAAAUGACGUGUUCUUCCGUUGUAUGCAUUCUGUUUUGUAUAUUUGUUUUUUUUUUUGCAUAUAGUUUUGCAUGAUUAGUGCCAUUAACAAUUAAGUAUAGGAAAAAACCUGUGAAUCAACAAUUUAUAAAAAUAGAGAUACAUCUGCGAGUUGUUUAAUAUGGACGAACGAGUUUUCUCUCGCUCUUUAAAACGCGAAUAAAAAUUGAUUCGUUUACUAUCCUGUUUUACUUGAUCUUACGAUGUUUAAAUGCGAUUAUAGAGCUUCCUUUAUCCCGUGAUUUCUUCACGGAUUAUCUCUCAAUAUUAAACGAUCUUUUCCCACCAGCAUUUAUACAUGUAUGAUAAAAUUACCGAGGACUUGAAUACAAAUCUAUGGCAUGUACUCUAUCAACAGUGUAUGUACAUCACUGUAACGAACGAUGCUACUAUUAUUGUAAAAGUAUUUUUAACAUUGUUACGUCGAUCCAUAUUAACAUUAUUACCGCAAGUAGUAAGAUUUUAUCAAUAAAUAAAUUUGUUUUUAAAUCUA